Molecule: messenger RNA, 777 nt
Organism: Formica exsecta
Lineage: Eukaryota; Metazoa; Arthropoda; Insecta; Hymenoptera; Formicidae
Exons: 1
Coding region: 1-777 (258 amino acids)
Biological process (GO): proteolysis
Molecular function (GO): aspartic-type endopeptidase activity
Source: RefSeq, a predicted model, not a curated record
AUGCUACUACCACAAACGCUUCGGAGCGGAGGCACGCAAAUGCACCCAACCUUGCACGUACAAGAAGCCAAAAAACGAGGAAAGCAGUCAUUAAGGGCGGCCAAUGACGACGACAUAGAACCUCGCCGCCUGUACAUAAAAGACCAGAAAUCAAAAAUAACAUUUCUGAUAGAUACAGGCUCCGACAUAAGCGUUUAUCCACGCAGGUUUAUGCAGGGAAAUCAGCAAAUACAGCCAUUCGAUCUAUUCGCAGCAAACGGUACGAGGAUCGUAACGUACGGCAUGAUAACCCUGCAACCAAACCUGGGAUUGAGACAAGCAUUUCCAUGGCGCUUCACUGUAGCAGACGUAGCACAACCGAUCAUCGGCUCAGACUUUCUGGCUCAAUAUCACCUAUUACCAAACGUCAAGAACCGAAAACUAAUAGACGGGAAGACCGGACUGUCCACGCCAGGAACGGCAACAUACAGCGAAGUCACCUCGAUAAAAGUUGUUAAAGAGGAAACACACUACCACCGUAUAAUAGCAGAGUUUCCGGGAAUCACACAGCCCGCAGGAGCGCAGAGGAUAGCAAAACAUAAUACAGAGCACCAUAUAGCGACAACGCCAGGACAGCCGGAAGCAAGCCGACCACGCAGAUUGGCACCCGAUAAAUUACAAGCGGCAAAAGCGAAGUUCGACCUUUUGCUACAAGAGGGAAUUAUAAGACCAUCAAAAAGUCCUUGGUGCCUAAAAAAGAGAAUAACUGGAAACCAUGCGGAGACUACCGCAAACUAA